UAUAAAACCGAUCUGGUAGACUGGUGCCAGCCAGUCCAAAGGCCAGAUGCGGCGGCGGCUCUAGUCGCACGCGUGCGAGAGAGACGAUCACGAUAAUCGGCGUGCGGUACUCCUUCUUAACAGAACGCGAAACGCGUGUCACGUAACGUACACACAUGUUACAUGCGACAGUGACCAGCGCACUACCGGUCGUCGUCCCUCGGUAGUGAUUCCGUGCAGGAUUUUCGCGAAGGGGUCUUCGAAAGCGAGUCUCCGGUACCUGUGCACAUCCAAAGGGAAAUUAAGUUGACGAGACGACGAGGCAUUGUCCUGCUCCAAAGGGAGAGAAAGGACAGCGAGCUCCGAUUCGGCUCUGUCUUCGGAAAAAAAAAACAUUCCCUGGGAUAUAUGCGCUUCGUAGCGAUCUCUCGCUCCUAAGUACGAAGAGAGGGCGAAGAUCUCGAGUUAAACGCCGAUAGUCACGCACGGAGCACCCGCGCGAAAAAUCAAUUCGUUCUCCGAGGGUGACCGACAGUGGGGUUUCUUGUGAAAUCCGUGGAUUAAUACAAGGAGGAUCACCAGCCGGCGCGCCAAGGAGUGGUGAUCUCGGUCGAGGAACGAUUUCCGAAUAACACUGAUGAGGAUCCAGGAAGCAUCAUCGACUUUCGACGGCAAUCUACAAGAGAGUAUUCUAUCAGGGUGGCUUCGCGAGGGAUCGACGCCUCGUAGCAUGUCGGCUAUUCGUAUCAACGUGGAGGAGGCUUCCAACGACGGCGAGGAUAUCGUUAGAGACAUCGAGACGACGGCGGUGGCAACAACAACGGCGGUAGCUGCCGCCAACCCGCUUUCCUGGCACAUCCCAAGGCCGUCCUUGGUCGGACGCAGCGAGAGGGACAGCGAAAAUGGAAGCUGGGCUCAUCACUUGCAUCCGAACUCCCCCUCGAGAGGGUCAACGUCGUCUCAAGGAUCCACCGCCAGUACACACAGCGCCGCGUCGGGAACGUUGCUACUCACGGCCGCGAAUCUGGCGAACCUCGCCGCCAUACAUCCGCCCACGGUGACGGCGCCUAAGCAGAUGGACACCGCCUCGGUCGCCAGCAGCACCCACUUCACGGUCGUGAACGGUCUCGGCAGACCGGCCACCGUCUACAGGAAGUCCUGGUGCGCGCGAAAUCAGCUCACCGUUCUCGUGUGCACCAUGAGUUUUCUAUUCAUGGUCGGUCUGCUCGCCGGGAUCCUUUACAUGGAAAUGAGGGCUCGCGACAAGUACAACUAGGCCGAGGGUGAGCGAGGGGAGCAGAAACGGCGGCGACACGUGACCGUGAAUGAUGAUCGUCGCGAUAGAUACGGGCGGCGAAGAAAAUGACUACUAUGGAGCGAACGGAGUCGGGAAAAUUGUUUCCACACACGCAGACGAAAAGAGAAUGAGGGAGAGAAAGAGAGAGAGAGAGAAAGAAAGGAAACGCGCACGAUCCAGUCACGAUAUCAAUUUGACUUACUCAUAUUUAUACAUAUAUGUACAUCUGUGUAAGCCGUUUAGCAGCCGCUCUCGGUGUCAGUGGACGUUCCCGACAGCGGCGGUUAGAAUCUUAAGUGUCUAUUGUAUUGCACCGCGACAAAAGUGUGGUACGUGAAAACCAGUAAUUACAUUUGUGUAAUGAGCGACGUACUGUUAAGGGAUCGACGAGAUCCCUCGCGAUGGGAUAGCCUUGCGUAUUUAUGCCGGAUCUUUAACGGACUCGCCGGAUCGUGUCGCGAGACGCGAUUCGGCGGAUAACGUAAUACUUUAAUGUUAAUUAAUUAACUUCUUACCGCGUAUAGCGCGUGUCAUGUAGAGCAGAAGCGAAACUUUCUCUAAAAAUUUCUUCACUGUUUCACGCGUGAUUAUAAUAUCUCUCUGCACGCCGUAUCUUUUCGCGUAGAAAGAUAUAUGUAUGUGGUAAGGAGUUACGGACGAUGGUGACACACGACGUGGUCCGCGAUUGCUCCAAAUAAUAAACGUUUGCUUCUCGCGUAGCGACGCUUCUCCCCGCUUGAGUUCUCAACCGAUUUAUCGUAUCAUUGUAAAUCGCGUCGACAUUAACGAGAGCCGAUGAGAGAGAGGAGGAGGUAUAUUAUAAUUAAAGUAUCACUCAAGUGUCACUAAUCCUAGUCGUCCAAUGAAAUCUCGAAUCACGAUAGUAUUUUUUCAACAAUAAUUACCGACGGUCCCGACGGACAGUUUGAAGCAAUCGGCGAGAGAUGAUGGGACCAAGAUAGCAAAUAUCUACUUAGGGCCUGUAAUUUAAUUUUUACUAACAAGCUACCUUAAUCACACCUGGAUUUCCAUCAAAUUGUUAUUCCGGAAGCAAAUGUAAACGGAAGAGCAAUGAAGGGCGGUCGCGUCGAUCGCUUUUCGCGUCUGUGAUAUUACUUGCGUAUUAAUCGUCGGUUUAACAAGAAACUGUCAAACAUA
This is a messenger RNA of Solenopsis invicta (red fire ant), 2434 nucleotides long. RefSeq lists its product as uncharacterized. The transcript is spliced from 4 exons. The record is from RefSeq and is a predicted model, not a curated record. Lineage: Eukaryota; Metazoa; Arthropoda; Insecta; Hymenoptera; Formicidae. Bases 617 to 1255 code for a protein of 212 amino acids.